AUGGCAAUGUCAACUUCAUGCAUCCUCAUUCUCGCUGUGCUGCUCAUCUUUAGCGACGGGUUCCACGGAGCCGUCGCUAAAACCGAACCGCUCGAUUUCAACAAGCACAGGGUCGACGGGAACUGCGGCGAGAUUGUCGACGCCAGCCCCGAAAUGAGAGUUGAGGCAUUGAGAUCCUUAGAUCUUGCGAUCGACGUCGCGACCAAAGACAAGAAACCCAACACAUGCGCAAUGGCAACGGGUUCUUCGAUCUUCGCAGCUGCGAAUUGCUCGAAGGCGCUCAGUAAAGAUAAGAGGAUGGACGAUUGCAGACAUUGCCUCUUCAAUGCUCAGUUCCGUGCGGUGGACAAGGAGUGCCCGCAGAAAUUCGGGGGUUGGAUCAAGCUCGUCGACUGUUACGUGAGGUACGACACCUACAAAUUUUGCGAGUGA
Linum tenue is the source of this 432-nucleotide messenger RNA. Lineage: Eukaryota; Viridiplantae; Streptophyta; Magnoliopsida; Malpighiales; Linaceae. The record is from the annotation of a GenBank genome assembly.